Messenger RNA from Carya illinoinensis, 1267 nucleotides. RefSeq names its product serine/threonine-protein kinase Aurora-3-like. Gene Ontology annotation, biological process: protein phosphorylation; regulation of cytokinesis; mitotic spindle organization. NCBI's taxonomy places the organism in Eukaryota, Viridiplantae, Streptophyta, Magnoliopsida, Fagales, Juglandaceae. The transcript has 5 exons. Gene Ontology annotation, molecular function: protein kinase activity; ATP binding. Gene Ontology annotation, cellular component: spindle pole centrosome; spindle microtubule; spindle midzone. The coding region runs from base 612 to 953 and encodes 113 amino acids. The record is from RefSeq and is a predicted model, not a curated record.
ACUUGGCUGAUGCCAAACAGUGGCCGAUGCCAAUGCUUUUUCUUCCUCUUUUGGUUUAUGUGAAAGGAAAAUUCUACUGUCAGUCACUAUUUACUCAUCAGCCCCUACACACCUAGCUUCUUCUUCCUCUUCGUGAAAUUUGUCUGGGCGCCCUACCAUUUCGUUUGCCCCACAUUCUCACUCGCAUUUGGAUUUCACUCAUGAAACCCAAUGAAUUCUCACAACAUCCAAGCGGGAGAAGCAAAUCCAAAUAAACAAUGGUCCUUACAAGAUUUCGAGCUGAACCUUGAUACUCGAAUAUGCUCAUGGUGGCGAGCUUUAUGGGCAGCUUAGGAAAAGCAGCCAUCUUUGUGAGAACCAAGCCACCACCGUAAACAACUCUCUCUCUCUCCCACCCGAAAUCUUAUCGUACACAAACUUUUUGUGUUACCCAGUCUGAGAGAAAUCCCGAUGUAUGUCCCUUGUGAAUUUUAGUACAUUUUGAGCCUCAAGCAAGCAUUGGCGUAUUGUCAUGAGAAGCAUGUGAUUCAUAGGGACAUCAAGCCAAAAAAUUUGUUGCUUGAUCACGAGAUUUUGGAUGGUCUGUACAGUCGAGAAGCAAGAGACACACCAUGUGUGGAACUUUGGAUUAUUUAGCACCAGAAAUGGUGGAGAACAAAGCUCAUGACUACGCCAUUGGUAGCUGGACUUUGGGUAUCCUUUGUUAUGAGUUCCUUUAUGAUGUCGCUCCAUUUAAGGCUAAAAGUCAAAGCGAUGCCUUUAGAAGGAUACUGAAGGUUGACCUGAGCUUCCCUUCCACUCCUCAUGUUACUAGCCAAGGAUCUCAUUCUUCAGCAUCUGGUGAAGGACUCCUCAAAACGGCUCUCUCGUCAAAAGAUCAUGGAGCAUCCUUUGAUAGUCAAGAAAGCAGAUCCUACGGGGAAUUUGCAGUAACUAAGAGUUUGAACUUUUGAUCUGAUUCCCUAUGGCUUUGAGAAACUCGUAUGGUCGAAUUUUGCUUCUAAUGGCAUAAUUUGUAGCCAAAUGAAGCAACUUCCAGGGUUCGUUGUAAUCUCUAAUCUGCCUUCACACUAUGCUAUACUCAAUGACUCCGAAGCAUUGAUUUACAAAACAUAGCUUGAGUCUCGUGUAUGAUGCCAUUUGUAUAUGAGAGUAUGUUCUCUUUCUAGUUCAGUGUAGGUAACAACUAUUGUUUAGAUAAUUGGAUGUUUGAAUUAACUUCCUGCAUGUGUUGUUGAAACCAUUUAAUUAUCAUUUCAAAUGUAAA